UUGUGAAGCUCCUUGUGAUUUUUAUCUUGAGAGGCGCUGUUAUAGAUAUUUUAUGUUUUAUUAUUUCUUGAUCAUCCUAAAUGUGUUACUCUAUGCCUGAAAGCAUUCUCAUUCAUUCAGACCCCCCCCCCCCACACACACACACACACACCUUCUGUUCCUUUCUUAUCUCAUGUUAUAAAUAAACUUGAAGGGCUGAUGUUCUUUACAGUGUAAGCCUCAACCCUUUGCUUGAGCACCUGCCCUGAUUUGCAAACAGUAACUUGUGUGGUUAUUUGUCUCUCUUUUCUCUUUGCUGCAGGUAUUAGGUGAUUAGGAAAAUCCCUAACGUGCGCUAGAGAAAAGAUCGUUUUCUUUUUUUUUUCUUUUUAGUGUCUCAUGUUUGUUUUUACUGAUGUUGACACGUCAACAACAACGGCUGUCCUCUAUUGUUUAUCCACCACCGCAAUGUCCGAUUUGUUCGCCAACACCAUUUUACCGUUCUGGCCUGCAGGCGCUUGGCUCUCUUGUUCUCAAUCUCUUUAAGGGGUGUUACCCACUUUGAUCUUGGGGCUCCAUAUAUAUAUAUUUAUACUCAUAUAUAUUAUUGCUCACUUUUGGAACCUCAUUGGUGGAGAUGAACAUGCUGUUAUUGUCUGCUUUCCGCAUGCUGGGUUGUGAUUUAAAUACAUUUGCGUCAAGAAAGUUUCGGACAGCUGCUACGAAAGCAGGUACUCAGCAGUUUCUCUAGUUGCUUUACCCUGCAUAUGUCAUCAACGUGUUCUCAGGCCUUUUGGAUGUAGCUGGUUACUGUUUAUACAUAAACAAAGUGACUUCAGCCUUUUACACAGUAAAGCAGAUCCAACAAACUCAGUAAUGAGGUGUUUGGUAGUUCUGUCACUCUCAGCAAGGAGAUCAGCUCACUUCGUGAUUUUGGCUCGGUGGGGAGUUUUCCACUUCAUGGUGCAUUUGCAUGCAGAAAAAAAAAGAUGAAGGGUCAGAGGGUAUGUAUGUUCAUUAGCCUCACCUUUGAUGCCGGUGCCCACUUCCACGUGCAUUUAAACACUGAGGGGUGGGGUGGGGGGAUGGAGAUGGUGUAUUGUAUUAAAUUCACCAUGAAUUGUUAUAACCAUGUGCUUUUCUGUAAACACCAUAACUAGUCAGUGGUCACCUUUAAUAAGACCUCCAGUUGAUCCACCUCUUGCUCUUCAGCUUAUUCCCUUGCUUGUAUCGUUUCUGUAUAUUCAAGCCCCUUUGUUUGCCCUCAUGGGCAGCAGUAGCUCAGGAGGUAGAGCGGGUUUACCAGUAAUCGAAAGGUUGUAAGCUUGAUAUUGGUUCCUGCCAGAGAAUGCUCAUUGUGUCCUUGAGCAAGACACUAAACCAGCCUUGCCAGCUGGUUGUGGUCAGAGGGACCAGUGGCGCCAGUGCUCGGUAGUCUUGCUUCCGUCAGUACACCCCAGGACAGCUGUGGCUACAUGGUAGAUUAUCAUCACUAGAGUGUGAAUGGGUCGAUGACUGAUUGCAUUGUGAAGCGCCUUGGGGAUGGGGGUUGUGGAACCACAAGAAGCGCUGUACACAGGUGUGCACAUAAGUGGUCCGCAGGUGCGCAUGCGCUGUCAAAAUAAACAAUGCGCACCUGAAAAAAAGCUGCAGCACGCAUUUGCGCACCUAAGACUUUGUGGAGGAAGGAAGACAUUUCUGGAGCAUUUUAAAGAUGUCCAAGAAGCAAGCUCCAUUAUGUAAUUAUUUUUGGUGUUCCUCCGCCUCCAAAAAAAACGUCAGACUGAGUCGGAACCACAAAAGAAAAGAGUAUUCGCGGAGAAGUGGCUGCAGGAGGUCAGCUGGCAUCAAACAAGCGAUGAACGCACAGAGAUGUGGUGCAGAUUAUGCUGUGAAAAUCCCACCCUCGCAGACAAAAACAGCGCCUUUUGCAUAGGCACUAGUGAUGUGUCGGUCGCGAACGAACCGGCUCUAAGAGCCGGCUCUUUGAAGUGAACGACGGGAGCUGGCUCGUCAUUGGGAGCCGCCCCCUCCCCUCUUGCUUUGGUGAAAGCUACAGGCGAUUGGUCAACAUGUGUAACUGCGUGUCCAGACUGUCCACACACAGAGCAGUGGGGGCGGGGAAGAGGGAGGAUCAGACUCAGACACACAGCAAAGUACAUGCGGGUGGAGGGAGACGAGAGGGAAUGAGGAAAAAGGCGAGAGAGAGAGAGAGGAGAGUGCGACGAAGACGGUGAGAAAAUGAGCACCAGCAGUUGGAAAGUGGAGAUUUCUUAAAGUGUUCAGUUAUUAAAUCCAUAGAAAUGAUAAAUAUUUGAUAUAUUGCAUUUUUUACAUUAGUAAAUCAUUUAACAUAUAGUUUUGCAUUAUUUUGGUUAUAAAUGUACUCUACGCAACUGAAAAUCUGAGGAGCCACUUGGGAGCCGAAAGAGCCGGCUCUUUUUGGUGAGCUGAGCCAGAAGAACCGGCUCUCUAAAAAGAGCCGGAAUUCCCAUCACUAAAAACUUCAAUCAUCCAGCGUUUGAUAAACAUACUAACAGCAGAGAACAUCAGAAAGUUGUUCGGGAAGUCAUUAAUGAAGCUGAACGCAGUCAGGAUCAUGAUGAGGAUGAUGAGAGUCUGUAGAAAUAAAAACGGCAUUUUUGCCAUUUAAAAAACGUCAGUGCUCUGAAAUAGUAAUUUUGUUAAGUGCUUUAAAAUUUAUUUUUAUUUGAUUUUUGUUUUCACAAAAGCAGCUGUUUACACAUUGUGUUUUACAUUCAGACAAUUCAGUCAUGUUAUUUGAAAAUUAGGUUUAAGUUAAGCUGGCAAUAUGUACCUGUUGUACUUAUUGUUUUCAGACAAAAUUAAAAUAGGUUGCAUCGUCAACGCGUUACUCUGUUUUGUUCCUAUUGUGAGUUGAGUAAAGAAUUAAGUGCAUAAAAAAAUGUGAGGACCAAGCAACAACCAUAGGUUCUCCCCUGAGUACCAACCCAAAAAUAUUAUGUGCACCCCAGGCUAUACAAAUACAGGCCAUUUAGUUAUUUCAUAUAUUUUAUUGGGCUUAUAAGGCACCUGUGAUUUCCAUCUUGAAAAGUGCUACCCCUUAAACUUUCUUCUUCAAGGUUGUGUGAUGAUGUAAUCCUACACCAUCCUUGUUGGGAACAUGAAACAUGCUUACCAGACAAAACCAUCAAUCAGAUAAGACGAGCCACAAAACAAACAUGUACAUUAGAAGUGUGUAACAUCACACAUCAGCAAUGCCUCAGAGAGAGCCUUCGGUCCUGUUUCCCACUGUGAGAUGUUGGUAGUCCCUUAUUUUCUGAGACGUUUUGUAGUUUGAGCACCUCAUCAUGAAGUACCGUACGGUGGUUAUGUACAUGGAGAUCGGCUGCUUUGUGUCCUGCCUGUGUGGUUGGAUCCUUGUGUGUUCCACUCUCCCCACAGAGUACUGGUCGUUCUCUGAGGGGAGCAGCGUUGUGAUGACCACUUCCAACUUCUACUCCAACCUGUGGAGGGACUGCAUCUCGGACACCACGGGGGUGUCUGACUGUAAAGACUACCCUUCAUUGCUGGCCCUGCCUGGAUUCCUUCAUUCCUGCAGAGCACUUGCGAUCUGUGCCGUCAUCACCGGUUUCUUUGGCAGUGUCCUCACCCUAAUUGGUAUGAAGUGCACUAAAAUUGGCGGGACGGAGAUCAUCAAUUCAAGAGUAACAUUUUCUGGUGGUGUAACCUACAUUUUUUCAGGAUUCUGUGGUAUGAUCACGUACUCUUGGUGGGCCAACAGAAUCAUCACAGAAUUUGUGGAUCCAAACUUCAAGAAACAAAAAUUUGAACUAGGCGCUGCAAUUUUUGUUGGCUGGGGAGGAGCCAUUCUUCUGAUUGGAGGAGGUGCAGUGUUGACUUUCUUCUCUGGAAAAGAUGGACUUCAAUCAAGAAAUCCUUCCAACAGAACCUAUGGACCUGCGUCUUACGUCACGGCUCGCACCAAACGGACCUACAUGCAGCCACCAUCAUCCAGAGUGACUUUGGUACCUCCACUGAAUUAUUCAGCCAGGAUUCAGACCACCAGAGCAACAACAAAGACCGGUCAUGCAUACAGUCGGGAUACAUUUGUCUGAGCCAGAGACAAACUCAACGCUUUAAUGUGGGUUGAAGUGUAGCGCAGUUAGCUUAGCAUAAACACUGGAGUCAGGUAAACAACAGAUGUUGCACUGUCUGAAGGAUUCCUCAUCUCCUCCUCUUUUUUACCCGGGAAACUACUUGAUGAAGCAUCUUGCCAGAGUCAUGGUCUUUCACGAAGUUCUAGCCAACAGUCGAGUCUGGUGUUGCUGAAAGAAAUAAAACAUAAACGUUACAGUCUGCGCAAAUUCAAUAAAGAGACAAAACUAGAAGAGUAAUCGUUUGUUACAUCAGUCUAGAUAGUCUACAUCUAAAAUUAUUGACUUUUUGGGGAAAUCAUUGAACAGUUGUUGCAGUACAGUAUUUUCCCUGGUGAUAGGGGACAGUACAUACCUAAAUCAUACCAAGCAAGCUAGCAUAUUUGUGUUCGAGUAAGACCUUAUCUACGGAUAGCCAUUAGGGUCCAAAAUCACCGGCGGCGCAAUUAUUUAACGAGUACUUUGUCAGAUCGUUUAACCUCCAGCAGACAAUCACAUCAGACUCCCUUUCAUCACUGGCAAUGAGCAAAUGGGUAAAUGUGUAAAACAAUGUUUACGAACAUUUUGUUACUGUUUGUUACAAAUCAGUAAAUGCAUCUUGUCUUCACAGCCUCCUGUAGAAGGAAACAUGGCGUAUAACAUGGCUUCGCCCAGAGACUUAGGCCAUGUAUUUUAGACUCCAUUUUUAUGGUUAUGUUACUAAGCUGCCAAUAAUUUUUAACAACUGGGCAUCAUUUAAUUCAUUUUCAACAACAUUUUGAUGGAUGUCUCUUGAGAAUAAAGGUAAAAACUACACAUUGUCUCUUUAAAGCCGCAGCUGCUAACAAAGAUACGCACGAGUCAUCACUGCAUGUUGCUGGUAUCAGCCGUGCUUUCAACUGACUUAUAAACAGGUGCACAUACAUUCAAUCAAAUUUUUAACAGUUGUUAAAGAAUCUAGACCUUCUUCUGAAUGGACUUAAAUUGAUCUCAUUGGUUUGUCUAUUGAUCUAAAUUUUCCUGUGACUUUCUUAGACAGAUGCUUCAGAGCAUGUCCAAGGCAUAUGCAAAUUAUGCGACUGCUUUGGGCCCCCAAGGGCACCAAGAAGACACGAGGAAAAAUGUUUUAAUAACUUUAAAUAAUACAAACUAAAUACUUUCAUUCUAUCUAUCAUGCUGCUGUUUACAACUCGCUCGCAGCAACCAAAGACAUAACGCUCUUGCGCAUGCACAGCUGUCUAGGCAAGUUCUCGUUGUGAAGGACGGGUACCGAAACAAGGUACCGUUUCAAAUGAAGUGAAUCGGUGCUCGCUCGGUACUGUGGAAUUCGGUCUGUACCUUAAAAAGUACCGAAUUCGGUACCCAUCCGGUAGAUGACAACAUGAUUGUUCCAUACGUUCCUAACCGAGCACUUCACUCUCAGACUGCAGGUCUACUGGUGGUUCCCAGAAUAUCUAAAAUUAGGAUGGGAGGCAGAUCUUUUAGUUAUCAGGCUCCUCUCCUGUGGAACCAGCUCCCAGCUUUAGUCUGUGAGGCGGGCACGUUGUCUAGCACACUGCUGCUAACCACUUAAACAUUCUCCUUCUCCUGAUAAUAACUUUUUGCUUUCCUUGACGUUGGAUGUGCUAAUCCGUUUAAUUAUAGAU
Messenger RNA from Nothobranchius furzeri (turquoise killifish), 5743 nucleotides. RefSeq names its product claudin 10d (gene cldn10d). Gene Ontology annotation, biological process: bicellular tight junction assembly; cell adhesion. The record is from RefSeq and is a predicted model, not a curated record. Lineage: Eukaryota; Metazoa; Chordata; Actinopteri; Cyprinodontiformes; Nothobranchiidae. Gene Ontology annotation, cellular component: bicellular tight junction; plasma membrane. Gene Ontology annotation, molecular function: structural molecule activity.